GAGAUCUGCAAGGCUUUAAAAGGCCAGCAGCUCCAUAACUACAGCAGAGAGCAAAGCAUAAGUGACUCGGCCAUAAGGGAAGUCUAAGCAUAAGAAAAUAUGAAAGUUCUCUUGGCAUUGUUUGUUUUUGCCUUCCUUCAGUACUCUUCUUACAGUGUUCAGGUUCAGGAUGGAGAUGUGUCAUUCUCAUUGGAAUCAGUAAAAAGACUAUGGGCCCUAAUGGACACUGCAAGGAAUCCUAACAUGGCUCCUGUCAGUUUUCAAGCUUUGUGUGCCAAUGUUGCCCUUCCAGAGGAAUUCAAAGCCCUUUGUGAAAAGCAAGAAGCCAGUGCUAUCUUCUACAGACUUGGGAGACUAUUGGAAGAAGCAGACCUUUGUGAAAUCUGUUCCAAUGCAGCCUGUACAGGAUGCUUGUAGAAAGUCUGGAGAACCUUUCUUUGCGACUCUCACUCUACUAAAUUUUAGCUAUCUGAAUUCCUGUCCAAAUAUUCUCAAAAUGAACUUGCAAAGAGAUGUGCAAAUUUGUGAGCUUAUUAAAUCGUUGUGAGAUUUACAUUCUCAAUAUCUUUUUUCAUGCUCUACUUGUAGUAACAAAUGAUGAUCAGUAGAGGGCACCAAACAGUGACUGGCAAUUAACACAAAUUGACCCUUCCAUCCCAUUUAUGAUCCGCUUAUUUAUUUCGGGACAAUGUCCAAGCAUCAAUGGACACAAGGCAGGAAAUCAUCCUGGAUAGUCAGUUUGUUCAUUACAAUCAGCUGGCCAGUUUAGAAUUAGCACUUAACCUAACAUGCAAACCUUUGAAAUGGUGAGAGACCAGGAAGACCAGUGAACCAUCCACACUAAGAGAAUGUAAAACUUCCAUGCAUAUGGUGAUUAGUCUGGGAUUCUAACCCACGUUGUAUUUUGCAGGGUGGCAAAUGGUCAGUGAACACUACUUUUUUUUAUCUCAGGCCCAAAGCAAGUCCAAAAACAUCCACACAAACCUCAAUAAAAACACAGAGAACAAAACACACAUACAUUUUAGGGUAGAAAAAGGCACUAAGCUUAGCUUUUAAUGUUGAUAUUAAUUCAUGAAAGAAACAGCUGUAAAGGCAGCACAUCUACAACAUCAAAUGGAAACAAAGCAGCUUCUGGUCUGACGCCGAGUCUCUCUGGCUGUCCGACUGGAGGCUGGUGACUUGGCUCAGAGAAAAGAUCCAAAAGGCUGGAUGGCAUAACGACUUCCAUCAUGAUGGCAUUCUAAUGUCAUCUCAUGAAGAUAAUGUAGAUGGCAGCAAUGGAGUUUUGUAACUUGCUUCUUUCAUUAUUUUAUUCAAAUAUUAUUUGCAUUGGCCUAAUAAACAGUACAUUUUCAA
Erpetoichthys calabaricus (reedfish) is the source of this 1356-nucleotide messenger RNA. RefSeq names its product guanylin-like. The transcript is spliced from 3 exons. Lineage: Eukaryota; Metazoa; Chordata; Cladistia; Polypteriformes; Polypteridae. Bases 100 to 417 code for a protein of 105 amino acids. Gene Ontology annotation, cellular component: extracellular region. The record is from RefSeq and is a predicted model, not a curated record. Gene Ontology annotation, molecular function: guanylate cyclase activator activity.